CACCGGAAGACGCGGCUCUGAGUUGAAAGGUCAUCAACGUCAAAUCAAGCUAGCUGCUGAAGAAGCUUGUCCCAUUUAGAAUAAAAAUGUCAAGUACAGAGGAUGAAACGGAGAUUCCUAUUCCAUGUGUGCUCAUCACAAGCUGUGACGGUGGUUUUAAAGAAGAAGAGCUGAUUAAACAGAUCCUCAGUUCGAAGACUUUGCCGGAGCCGAUCAAACGAGAAGAAACGGUAGCCUGGUAUCCAUGGACCAUCAACAACAAAUAUUAUACGGCGGAUGUGAGGCUAUGCGUUGUGUCAAGCACUUUUCAAAUGUCAUCGGAGAUCGCCCAGUCCAUGCAGGCUUUUAUCGCUUAUUUUGACAGUACAGUGAAGGAUGGUCUGGAAAAGCUACUUCCUUGGAUAUCAGUAGUGGAAGAUCUUGCCCCAGAAGUGUUAAUUCUGGUGUGCGAUAGAGUCUGUGGAGAUGGGAUCACCAGACAUGAAGCCCAACAAUGGUGUCUGUCUCAUGCUUUCGAGCUUGUGGAGCUCAAUCCACAGGAGUUGCCAGACGAGGAUGAUGACUUUCCAGAAUCCACAGGAGUCAAAAGAAUUGUCCAGGCUCUCAAUGCCAACGUGUGGACCAGUAUGGAGAUGAAGGACGGACACAAUCAGGGCUUCGGUCUGAUGAGCAGUUUAGUAGCUGCCAGACACAACAACCCACACAGCUGUCAAGAUCCACAGCCGUCCUCCAGUUUGCCAAUCGAGGGCUCGCGUGUCAGUGAGGAGACUGAGCACACAGAAAGUAGCGCCAACACAGAGACCCAGGCGGACACAGUUGUUGACGCAUUGACUGAUUUGGACAUCCGGGAACUCGCUAAUCUCACAGCUGGAGAUGCAGAUGUGGAUAACUUUGAACGUCUUUUUACUAAAUUAAAAGAGAUGAAAGACAAAGCUUCCUCCUUACCUCAUGAGGAGAGAAAGGUUCAUGCAGAGAAGGUAGCAAAGGCGUUUUGGACGGCCAUUGGUGGUGAUGACGAUGAGAUAGACGGGUUAUCGUCAGGAGAGGAAAGCUAAAAGCACAGACCUGUAACUCAGUCCCUUUUCUCCUGGUCCUCCUCCCAUCCUGGAGCGCUCAUAUGAUCCGGCACUCGUGGACGUGUUUCACCUGAAAGGUGUGAACGCUUACAGGUGGUACAUUUGGCGUAGUCCUAUUUAGACACUUUUGAUUCUUAAAUUGAAAUAAUUGUGAUACUCGGAAAUUGUGAGAAGCAUUUGCGUAUUUGAAUUGGGGAGAUUAGUGAUUCCCCCCCCCCCGGGUCGCUUGCUUUGCAAUGAGCCCAGAGUAAAACUUAAUACAUGGUGGUGCGGGUGGAAAAACAUAAGUAAUGUAACGUGGGCUUCAAUUUAAGUCCAUUAUACAAUGGUACACUUGUCACAUACAUUUGCAAGUGACAUAAUGUGUCUUAUCCCUGUAAGAGUUGUAAGAUGUUUAAUGCAUAUUCUGUUGAAUCAACAUAAAGACUUGUGAUUUCAUUUUA
This is a messenger RNA of Gasterosteus aculeatus aculeatus (three-spined stickleback), 1519 nucleotides long. It is a transcript of the gene aagab, whose product is annotated as alpha and gamma adaptin binding protein. Lineage: Eukaryota; Metazoa; Chordata; Actinopteri; Perciformes; Gasterosteidae. The record is from RefSeq and is a predicted model, not a curated record.